Molecule: messenger RNA, 321 nt
Organism: Staurois parvus
Lineage: Eukaryota; Metazoa; Chordata; Amphibia; Anura; Ranidae
Source: the annotation of a GenBank genome assembly
UGGCAUUGAUAUUGAAAAUAUGACUGAUCAUACCAGGGGCGGACUGACAACUCAUUUGGGCCCCCGGGCAAUAGGGGAUCAUGGGGCCCCUGUGUCCUCACCCACACACAAACCACACCCAAAAUAGCCUAUGAAAGGUACCAGGGGCAUCUCAUGGGGCCCCCUACUGACCCUGGGCCCUCGGGCAGUGCCCGAGUUUCCAAAUGGUCAGUCCGCCCCUGCUCUGCAAGCUCCUUAACCACUUGCCAAGUUCUGGGAGGACAUCAUAUGAUGUCCUCCAAGAACGCGCCCUCCCGCGUGCCCCCAUUGGUGCGCACCUGG